AUGGGACAUAAGGACCUGAAAACCUUAGACCUCAAGUGAAGGUGCUUAGGGGAGGAAAAACUGCAAACUCGAAACCAUGUGGCGGAAAGCUCUAGUGUGCGCCGGUGGCGCAGUGCAGCGAAAAAUGUUACAGCCGUGGCGAACGGUAGCAUCGAGGUCAUCGUCAACCGCCUCGUACACUGUGAACUCCAUGAUCCUCCGAUCCCUCAAGGACCACUACCUCGAAGUCUCGAAGAUGACCCCUCCUCCCAAAAUUAGCCCCCCUUCUCCAUACACAGUUGUUAAGGGGGCACUUGAUGGUGGGGGCCCUGUUCUAAGGCGGACAUUUCAAGAUGAGGAGAUCAAUAUAUCAGUCAUGAGAUUGGUUGACAUUAUUCCUGGAGGUUCAGGAGAUGACAGUAGUGAUGACAGCAUCAAUCAGUUGUUUGUUCAUGUUGAUAUUUCUAAGCCAGGGUUGCAAGAGUCUUUACAUUUCCUUUGUGGGUUAUAUCCAGAUGCUUUAGGAAUUCAUUCAGUUUCACUGAGACCAAAAGCAGAGUCUUCAGGGUCCCUUGUGAUACCAACUAAAUACAAUGGCCCAGUCUUUGAAGAUAUUGAUGAAAAUGUUCGAGAUGCCCUCCAUGGGUAUAUUGAAGAACGCGGGAUAAACGAGAGCCUCUUUCCAUUCUUACAAGCUUGGCUUUAUGUGAAAGACCACAGGAAUCUCAUGCGAUGGUUCAAAACUGUUGGUUCCUUUGUUAACGAGACCAACCAAGGAACUUUGCAGGCUUAAUAGAUUUCAACCUGUUUUUCUGCAGUCUCAAAUACGACUUGGAUGGAAGAUUCUGCUUCAUCUUAGAUCUAGGGUAAGUUUAAAGAAAUAGAUUUGGGCAAGCUAGUUCUAUAUCUGCUAGAAGUGGUGGUAUCUGUUCUACAUUUUCUUUCACUUUCAAGAUAUCUAUCAUUCCUGUAAUUCAAAUAUGUAUGCGUACUUGCUUUGAUAAUUGUUCUUUUUUAUAGUAGAUAAUGUAGAGAUUAGAGUCAGUAGACGCACCACAUCUAUUUCAUUAUGUUGAAAAUGUCAGGUUAUUCACGUUGGCUUUUAGCGUGCAUGUUCGAUCAUGUGCUUUAAUUGGUAACUUACAGUGAGACUUUCGAAC
Sesamum indicum (sesame) is the source of this 1139-nucleotide messenger RNA. Its product is annotated as Mitochondrial glycoprotein family protein. NCBI's taxonomy places the organism in Eukaryota, Viridiplantae, Streptophyta, Magnoliopsida, Lamiales, Pedaliaceae. The record is from RefSeq and is a predicted model, not a curated record. Gene Ontology annotation, cellular component: mitochondrial matrix.